UUGAUUCUGAGAAGCUGAGGAUAGAUCCAAAAGCGUUGAUGACAAUACUCGAGUUAAACAGUUGUUUGUGAAGAUGGCAAUUCAGAGAGGGUUCUCGAAAUCGAAAGCUACGAAAUCAGCGAGAUCCCCGAUCCUGGUGCUAGCAGCUACAGUCACCGCCAUUGCCAUUAUCUUCCUCAUCUUCUCUCUCCUCUCCACCACUUCUUCAAUUCCCAAUUCUCCGCAACACCGAAAGUACCUAUACUGGGGACACAGAAUCGAUUGCCCCGGAAAACACUGCGAUUCCUGCGAGGGUUUGGGCCACCAGGAAUCAAGCCUCCGCUGCGCCCUCGAAGAAGCUUUCUUCCUCCAAAGAACGUUUGUCAUGCCGUCUAGGAUGUGCAUCAACCCCAUACACAACAAGAAAGGGAUCCUUCAUCAUUCGCUUGCCAAUGCUACUUCAGAGGAAAUGUGGGCAGGGAGUUCUUGCGCCAUGGACUCUUUGUAUGACGUGGACAGGAUGUCCGAGACUCUUCCUGUGAUUUUGGACAAUUCAAAGGAGUGGUAUCGUGUUCUGGAAACCACCAUGAAGCUGGGAGCCAGGGGAGUUGCACAUGUCCAGGGUGUUAGCCGCCUCCAGCUUAAACAAGAUACUCGCUAUUCGACUCUCUUGCUUAUCAACAGAACCGCUAGCCCUCUUUCUUGGUUUAUAGAAUGCAAGGAUCGAAACAACCGUAGUGCUAUAAUGUUGCCAUACUCGUUUCUGCCAUCAAUGGCAGCACAUAAACUAAGAGAUGCAGCAGAAAAGGUCCACCUGACACGCAAUCUCUUUAAAGUUUCUCUUUUAAGUUUGAUCAAAGCACAACUUGGUGAAUAUGAUGCCAUACAUGUCCGUCGUGGGGAUAAAAUAAAAACCAGGAAGGACAGAUUUGGAGUAGCAAGGAGCCUGCAUCCUCACCUUGACAGAGAUACACGAGCGGAAUUUAUACUCUGCAGAAUCGCAAAGUGGGUCCCUCCUGGAAGAACCUUAUUUAUUGCUUCAAAUGAAAGGACUCCUGGAUUUUUUUCACCACUUGCUGUCAGGUACAAAAUGGCAUAUUCUUCAAACUACAGUUAUCUCCUGGAUCCCUUGAUUGAGAACAAUUACGAGUUAUUCAUGGUGGAGAGGCUUAUCAUGAUGGGUGCAAAAACGUUUAUUAGAACAUUCAAAGAAGAUGACACGGAUCUUAGCCUCACCGAUGAUCCCAAAAAGAACACAAAAGUUUGGCAAAUACCUGUCCACACAGCAGAUGAACCAUGCUAACACCUAUAUGCAUACAUAGUACACUACAAUUUCUUUGUAAUCAAUCCACAUUAAGUAGAAACAUUGCAUAACCCCAAAUCUUUGGGAAGAAAUGCUGAGUAAGGGACUAAGGGGAAAUGUGAGUCUUCUUAGUUCAUGUUGUAAAUUUUGAGGUUAGUUAGAACUAAAAUUAGAUUCAUUCACUAAAAUGCAUGUAUUAUUUCGCUCUGAAGCUGACGAGGCCACCUCUUUUCUUUCUUCUUUGGUUUCAUUAUCGUUUGCUUUUAUGUAUUCUAGCAUUUCUCUCUCAAUUAUUCCAAUCAAGGAUUUUUUUUUUCUUUCUGUAAUUUAUGGGAUGUCCAUUUGUUUUGAA
Arachis stenosperma is the source of this 1634-nucleotide messenger RNA. RefSeq lists its product as uncharacterized. Bases 74 to 1282 code for a protein of 402 amino acids. NCBI's taxonomy places the organism in Eukaryota, Viridiplantae, Streptophyta, Magnoliopsida, Fabales, Fabaceae. The transcript is spliced from 5 exons. Gene Ontology annotation, cellular component: Golgi apparatus. The record is from RefSeq and is a predicted model, not a curated record.